Messenger RNA from Micropterus salmoides (largemouth bass), 3080 nucleotides. It is a transcript of the gene mdfic, whose product is annotated as MyoD family inhibitor domain containing. Lineage: Eukaryota; Metazoa; Chordata; Actinopteri; Centrarchiformes; Centrarchidae. The transcript is spliced from 5 exons. The coding region runs from base 365 to 1186 and encodes 273 amino acids. The record is from RefSeq and is a predicted model, not a curated record.
CUGUACUGCAGGAAUCCGGAUAUGAUGAAAAUGUUUUAGACUUUCCCCAGUAAACUACCGCCACUGAACGUCGAAGGCGUCGCGAGGACUAUUAUUGAUAUUUUUUACAUGUCAACAACGUCUUGAUAAAGUGGGACUAGGACAUACUGGCAACUAAAGUUACCGAAAAAGUUUUUGGACGUUAAGUUUCUCUUUCACCCGGUUUCUUCUUUUCUUCCCAACGUUUCGGGGAAAGAGUUGGAGGAAGGAAGGAUGGGAAUAACUCUGAUUUAAAGCGAGGGAGUUGUCAUGUUUGAAAGCGCUGAGGGCUGAGGAAAGGGAGGAACUUCUGCUGCUGAGUGUGUCCCUAAAAGACGACUGUCUCAUGUCCAAGGAGACCGUCUUUCCUCCGGGUGGGCCGGCAGGGCCAGGGAAUGGUCCUCAGCAAGAGACCAGUCCCCUGUUGUCAGACUCACAAGAUGCUUGUGACAGUGAAUCAUCAGGAAGAACACAGUCUCCCAGGAAACCAGCCACCGAGGGACAAAGUCAUGUGACCAGGGAGAAGCCUAAUUAUUGCGAGCCUGUAAGAACUCAACCUCAAUCUGAGUCCCAGCCAGUGCCCUCGGAGGCUGCCGACCAAAAUGGCUUUCGCCAAAACAGCACUGGCACGCCCGCGCUGAGUAACGGCAACGGAAUCCACCCUGGCAUCGGCGGGGCUGGGGCCACGCGCACAUGCUCCUGUGGUGCCAGCAUCAGCAUGGGUGCCACGGGUGGGUCAGGCCCUGGCACAAGAACAGUGGCGACCGCGACGACAGAGCAGCCCAGGAAGCAGCCGUCCACGCCUGUGUCGCAGAGGAUGCAGAGGAAAUUGAGGUCCAGCUUGUCAGUCAACAGUGACAGCAGCCGACGCAGCAAAGGCAGUUCCACAGGGUCACAGAAACAUCCUUUACCAGAGGAUUGCUGCGUCCACUGCAUCUUGGCCUGUCUGUUCUGUGAGUUCCUGACACUUUGCAACAUGGUGGUGGCACAGGCCUCAUGCGGCGCAUGCACAUCAGAGGCUUGCUGCUGCUGCUGCUGCAGCGACGACCUGGGCGAUGACUGCAACUGCCCCUGUGACAUGGACUGUGGCAUCAUGGAUGCAUGCUGCGAGUCCUCAGAUUGCCUGGAAAUCUGUAUGGAGUGCUGUGGCAUCUGCUUCCCGACAUAGGGAGGCCUGUACUGGUGUGGACCCGGGUGUCUCUGCGGGGGAUAACUGGACUCUGGAUGGAAGAAUGGAAGGAAACGGCUGCUGCUGUCACUUUGAAUUCAGAAACAGACAUAGAGGGAACGCGUGUGUGUGUGUGUGUGUGUGUGUGUGUGUGUGUGUGUGUGUGCAUUAGUAUAGUGUGGUUGAGUAAAGCAUGCUUUGAAAGAUGUAUUUUGACACUGGGCUUCUCCAUCAAAACCAGCUCAACAGGGGCUAGAAGUAACUCCAGAUAUAUGAACAUGUCAGUUAAAUCUGCAGUGUAUAGUAAAUCAUUUCUGUUAAGUAUUCUAUUCUUUGCAUAAGAAGUAUUAUCACAGACUGCCUUAAAGAUUUUAUAGUUACAUCAGGAAUGCUGUCUAAUUGUAUCUAAUCUUGACUCUUUAAGUCAUUUUGAUGACCAACGUGUGUACACUAAACAAAAUGAUUACAUUUACUCUGUUUUACUUUUCAAUACAUGUGUUUUUUAUGCAGAAAAACUGAGGUUGCAGUCUUACUGUACAACACUGUAAAAGGUUUAUGUGACACUUCCACAUUCUUAGUUGCAAUCUGUAGUUUUGUAACACAGACUUUCAUUUACACGGAUCUACUGUAGCACUGUAGAACAGUUGAAACUGGUGAAAUAUGAAAGGUGAAUCAGGACAUCACAUCAUCUACCACUUUCUAAAACAAAAGGUAAAGAAUGUGCCUGUUUUUUACUUUUUCCAUUUCAAGCACUUUUUUUUAUUGAAGAGGCCUAUUAUUACAGAAAAACUGCACAAAAUUGCUGAUUGCUAAAUCUUACAAAGUGCUGGAAGGUCUAUGAAAACAUGUUGUGCCAAAGAAUCUCAUCUCUAUCCUGAUUUGGCAGUAUUUUAAGCCUUGGGUUUACUGGAAAUACAAUGCAGUUACUCACAUUUUUAAUACAAUACAUUCUGACCAGCUCACUGUACAGGUCUCUGCAACGUUAAGAUGAACAAUGUGUACAGCUUAUGUCUUUUAUUUCUAUGAGUCUUCUUCUAACGUUUAGAUUAGGCUUUGUCAGCUACAUAUGGUACAAGUCUUUUCUGUGAUGCUAUAUUACAUACAUACUGUGUAAGUAUGACUUUUUGAACUGCACUCUGUUCAUGAGGGAUGUGAUAAGGAAUUAAAAAACGGUGACCCUGGUUGCCAUAUAAGCGGCUUUCGAGUAUCAAGCCCAGUGACUCACAAUACAAAAAAGGAAUCAUGAACUGUCAUGUUGAAAUGGUAAACUAAUGCAGGGUAAAGGCAGUUUUCUUCUCCUUUUUUUCUGUUCCUUAAUUCUGUGUAUCUCAAGAUGAGUUUGUAGUGAAUCACCAGUGGAGUCAUUUUCUUGUCUCAGAGAUACGCUUUGAUGUUGUUUAAGUGAUGAUACUUAACGCUGGCCCUCAUUAGCACUGCUUGCUAAAUGGUAACAAAAAAAUGUCCCAAACGCCAACAAAGAUAAUGUGCUGUCAUGUAUAGCCUGUCUUAAUGGCGCACUGUUAUUGUGUAUAAAAAGGUUGGAUGGGCACCUCUGCAGCAGAUAAUGUGCAGAAAGUAAACCUCAUUUUCAUGUUUAUGACUAACUCAUGCCACAAGUUUGUUACGGGCUAAAGAGUGUCAAGAAAACACUAUAUAGAUAAUGUGAAGAGUUCAUCUAAAAAGAAAGUGUAUACGUGUAGCUACAGUCUAUGUCCUAUUAUACUAUACUGUUGUAUGUUUUAUUUUUGUUUUAUUGUGUCUACACUUGAUCUUUCUCAAUUUCAUCUCAAUGCAUCAUUACUCAACUUGGAGUUCACAACUCGUUUUAUUAGUUUUGUGUCAAUCUGAAAGAGAAUAGAUUUAAAAAAAAAAUAAAAACAUUACCAAAAAUGGA